This is a messenger RNA of Macaca mulatta (Rhesus monkey), 690 nucleotides long. RefSeq names its product immunoglobulin heavy variable 4-38-2. The record is from RefSeq and is a predicted model, not a curated record. NCBI's taxonomy places the organism in Eukaryota, Metazoa, Chordata, Mammalia, Primates, Cercopithecidae.
AUGAAGGAUGUUCUGAACUACAAUAAACAUUGGAUGGAUCCAGGAUUGUUUGAAGUCACUGUCAUUAUUACAUUCAGCAGUUGUUUCAAUGUGUCUGAAGUAGUAAAUGACCAUUUAAAUGACCUGGAUGUGUGGUUGGUUUUAUAUGAAUCUUUAAGGGUAGAAGAGUUGACUCUAUUCCAAAAUCUGUCCCUGAUCCAUGAUCACAUUCAUCUCCCAGAUCGGCUCCUUCAGCACUUUUCCUACCUGGAAGAAGAGGACUCUGGGCUUGGGUCCAGCUCACAUGGGAAAUGCUCUCUGAGAGUCAUGGACCUCCUGUGCAAGAACAUGAAGCACCUGUGGUUCUUCCUCCUCCUGGUGGCAGCUCCCAGAUGGGUCCUGUCCCAGGUGCAGCUGCAGGAGUCGGGCCCAGGACUGGUGAAGCCUUCGGAGACCCUGUCCCUCACCUGCGCUGUCUCUGGUUACUCCAUCAGCAGUGGUUACUACUGGGGCUGGAUCCGUCAGCCCCCAGGGAAGGGACUGGAGUAUAUUGGGUAUAUCAGUGGUAGUAGUGGGAGCACCUACUACAACCCCUCCCUCAAGAGUCGAGUCACCAUUUCAAAAGACACGUCCAAGAACCAGUUCUCCCUGAAGCUGAGCUCUGUGACCGCCGCGGACACGGCCUGUAUUACUGUGCGAGACACACAGUGA